Molecule: messenger RNA, 3098 nt
Organism: Triticum aestivum (bread wheat)
Lineage: Eukaryota; Viridiplantae; Streptophyta; Magnoliopsida; Poales; Poaceae
Exons: 8
Coding region: 609-1196 (195 amino acids)
Source: RefSeq, a predicted model, not a curated record
UUCGUCGGGUUUUUAUUCAUCCCCGCACGCCCCUCCACGAUCCCUACACAGGUCGCCGCACACCACCGCCACCGCCGCUGUGAAUCCCUGGGGACACCGCAUGCCACUGCCGCCGCGAAUCCCCAGGGACGCCGCACGCCACCGCCAUCGCGAAUCACCAGAGACGCCGCUCGCCGCCGCCGCGAAUCCCUAGGGAUGUCGCCGCCACCGCCACGGAUCCCCAAGGGCUUGGUCGCAUUGCCCUGAUUGGAGGAGACCCUGCCGGCCUUGCCUUGUUUGGAGGACCGUGUGCGUCAAUCCCGACCUCUGCUUUCCCCCUUUUCCACCAAGGAUCGUCGCCGCUGCUUCGUCUUCUAUCUCUCCGGAUCCCCAUCAGCACCUGCUGGAUGGUGCUCCAGAACAGGGCCGCACGGAGGCCCUCCUCCCGUAGGAUGUGCAGACGCGGCGCGCCUUGCAGCGGCUGUUCGGAAUGAGCGCGGGCGCGACAACCUUGUCCCAGUCGACGAUGGCGGCGGCGAACACCGGUGCUCCUUCUCGUCCUCUACCUCCAAGGAAGCGCACCGGUACAGCUCAGGCACCCCCGUCCCCAAAUCCCGUCCACCCAUCCGAUGUUGUCCAGCUCAUCCUCACGCUCGUGGAUUCGCCUCCUCCUAUACGCGACACUUGAAACAUGGACGUGUUUGAAGCAGAACCUCCGUCUUCUAUCUCAACGCCGGCGGCCCGACGGCGUCGAAUCCUUAUUGACGCCCGUCGGCGGCCCAGUGAUGCGACCAGAUCACUGCAAAUUGCUCCAUUCAUGUCAGCAGCCUAAUCAGGUGGAGGUAGUCAUGUUGGCACCACUGUUUUGCUUCGUGCUGAUGUGGUAUAAAAGUGCCUCCUCGGCAGAUGAGGACCUGAGCGUGGCCGUGCUAAUGAGGAUGCAGGAUCCACUGCCACCGGCCAGUCCGAGUGAUUGCAGAGAACUUGGCAGGCAGAUCAAUUACGAGGAGGUCAAGGCUGAGCUGAAGUGGGGUGGGCGCCAACAUGAAGGAGUUGGAGAUAUCUCUAUUUUUCAAAAUGACCUGCUUGGACCGAACGAGGACAGGUGUGUGGUGGUGGACAUAAGAUGCACGGCGAACAUUGAGCCGCAGAAGAACAUUAUGAAAGAGGUUGGAGAGGCUGGAGGAGACCAUAUACCAACACAAAGCGCAUCUUGAUGGCCAUCAAUGAGGAGCCGGACCUGCUACACCAGGCUAAUUGCAAGCAUCGGGAUGAUUUGGACGAGAUGACUGAUGAGGACAUGAGCGUUGUCGGAUGACUUGGACGAGAGGACUGUAGCAUGACGCAAUGAAGAGCCAGAUCGUCCGUCCGCUCCCAGCUCACUUCCCAGUUCUGUUGUGCUGCCCCGUGCACCAACCAUCCAGUAAAGGUUCUGUGGUUAACAUCUCUUUUGCGAGUUUCAUAUAACUUUUGUUGUCACUUUAUUAUCUAUUGAUCCACAUGUUUGUAUUUUAGCAGACAUGAGUACUUUAUCAUCUUUCCAGGAAGAAAUUACUAGAGAGAAGAAAACUCAGUUUUAUAAGCAAUGACAGUCCAACAUCAUAUUGACACGUCUGGUUUCUCUUUCCACAAGCAGGGUCGAGUGGGGUGAUAUACUAGGCGCUUUCUUCUAAAUUGUACAGAAAGUCCACUGAGUUAUUGUUGUUUGUAUGACACCUUAGAGUGAAAUAGUACUUCUUUUAAUCAUUUUUAGGUGAAAUACAAGCAUGUAGCUACCUCACUUAAUUAUAGUACUCACUUGAAGUUUAUGUUGAUACAAUGCACUACUUAAGUAGUAGAGAAACCUCACAAAAUUAAAUUGAUGAAUGAUAUUUAGGAAAAGAAGUAGGCAUGUUUCAUUAUAAAGGGAAAGUCUUUUUCAAGGCAUAGUGUUUAAUUCACGAAUGGUUAAACAGUUUAACGGGGACCAACACUGGGUAGUAGGGGAGUGGCAGUGCAUAGAGACAUAGUGAGGGGAGCGAGGGCGAUGAUGGAGGCGAAGAUGUUUAGAUAUAGAGAGUGGGAGGUUUACCAUGGUGCAAUCAAAAACCGAGGCACGCCUUGCUAAGACAAGCACACUUUAAAACAUAGCAAUACUCUGCAUUGUUUUGAUGUUGGUAUCAGGACCAGGUACCAUGUGAAGCUCAAGGAAUGGUUGUAGAUCAUUAUGGAUAAACUAAAAAAAGAUCACUAUGUAGUACAUUAUAAACAGCAUUUGGUGUCGGCGGCAUGUCACUACCACUGACAAAGUUCUCUGAAACACGAUUACUAUCAUGUACAAUGCUUUACAGUUCUCUCAUAUUCAAAUGCUAAAAUUCUAUAAUUUCAUAUUUAGUAGUUUCUGCGGUGUGAAAUUCAUGUUUUAUUUUGCUUGUGCAGUUGAAAAUAAAUGCUGGAAAAGAUAUUAAAAUUCAAAUCUGGCUUAUUUUUCUCAAUAUGGGUUCAGAAGGAAAUUGUCGUUGAGCUUCUAUCUAAAGAUUUCAGCAGCGGCUGAUGGUAGCAACCUCAUGGGCCACACAUCCCCUUCUUUAAUUGCAUGCCCUCACAAAAUGGAUGGGGACUUGGUUCUUUGGUUGUCGCCGCCGGACUCGGUGAAGGACGAAAAACUGAGAUGAUCCAGUGGAGAAUAGAUGCCACGGGCUGAAGAAAGGAGGCGACGGUUUCAGAGCACACACCUUGAAGUGGAAAGGCGACAAGGGAGUACGUCUGGAUGGCAGAGGGAGCGGGACAAGGCAACAUCACAUGGGAGGCAUGGUCAAAAUCGGCGUCGUAGGAGCAAUCAUGCGUGUGGGGGUCGUACCAGGGAGAAGGAAAAGGGUGGUCGGUUUUCUAGGGCUUUUUUCCUUGCAUCGGGAAAUGGGUUCGGUUGAAAAAAAUGAUGAUGUGGGGAGAUCACGCGAGUGGUGGAUACGUGGGUACCAUUUAACGUACCAACUGCGCUUUAAUAGUAGAGAUUAAGAUGUUGAUAUUUUAUUCAUUUUCUUCUUAGCUGAACAUUCUUUAAACCAAAAAUCUAUGAAACUUGUAAUGUAUCAUGGUCGCAAUUUGUGAAGUAGAACUAACUAUCCUUUGACCAUUCA